Molecule: messenger RNA, 2097 nt
Organism: Etheostoma cragini (Arkansas darter)
Lineage: Eukaryota; Metazoa; Chordata; Actinopteri; Perciformes; Percidae
Gene: cd4-1
Product: CD4-1 molecule
Exons: 12
Coding region: 216-1607 (463 amino acids)
Biological process (GO): positive regulation of ERK1 and ERK2 cascade; T cell activation; interleukin-15-mediated signaling pathway
Cellular component (GO): external side of plasma membrane; membrane raft
Molecular function (GO): protein tyrosine kinase binding; MHC class II protein binding
Source: RefSeq, a predicted model, not a curated record
UGAGAGUGAAAGAGCCACCUGCAAUGCGUACAGUCUACCAAAUGUCAGAGCUGAACACAUCGCUGCACUGAGAACAUCACAUACCAAUCAUUGAGGAGGGAGGUGCAACGCUACUUUAAAAGAGAGUUUGUUUGAUAAAUAUUCAACAUUUCCACCCAACUCCGGAUCACUGAACACAGAGGGACACCUAGCACUCAACAACCGAUUGGGACUGAAUGAAAAACGUAAUUCAAUCCGUCCUUCUCCUCGCUGUGCUUGUGUCAACAAAAGGGGCACAAGAGUUGACAUAUUAUGUCCAGGUGGGAGAGACGGUUACCCUUAAGCCUCCAGGGGUUGAUUCACAAAAAUAUGUGUACUGGUACUUUAAUGGCAUUGAAAUUGCCUGGCGCAACAACAUGGGAACCACGUGGACCUAUAAAGAUUCACCCUGGAAAGACCGGUUGGCCUUGUCUGACGACUCACUUAUUAUCAAAAACCUCCAACAAGAAGACUUUGGGAUAUUUAAAUAUGAAUGUAAAGUACAAAGUGAAACUUACGUAAAGAAAACAUAUAAACUACUCAAACUCACUGUGAGUGUGAACCCAACUGCUCCUCUGCUGCCUGGGGAAAACGUGGCUCUGUCCUGCAAUGCAGAAACUGAUGGACACAAAAAGCCAGAGAUACAUUGGCUGAAUCCCCAAGGAGUUAAAAUGAGGACUGGACAACUCAAUUGGAGAGCCACAAGCCAGGACAAUGGCCACUGGACUUGUGUUGUGAAAAAAGAACAGGAGAGUUUAGCCAAAGUAUACGUUACGGUUAUUGACCUCUCCCCAGCUCCUUUAAGUCCUCAGUACACGUCUACAUCCCGGCUUCUCACCAUCCCCUGUUCCCUUCCUUCUUACAUCUCUUGGGAACAAAUCAAAGCUAAGGACAUCCAGGAGUUGCACUGGCAAUUCAUCCCUGAACCAGGCUUGAGUCCACAGGAGCUGUUCUCCCUCUCUCUGGAAGAUCCACUGACCUCGAAGGCAGGACCAAUCAGAGGACGGCAUACUGUAAAAGACCCUAAAAACAAAAAUCUGUCUUUGACUAUAAAUCAAGUAAGGGAAGAAGACAGAGGAAAUUAUGUAUGCGCCCUGCGGUUUAAAAAUGGUGUGUCUCUGAACAGGACUGUACACGUGAAGGUGCUGCAAAUCACCUCCUCCCCAGGAACAGAGCUAAUUUCUGGCCAGCAGCUCAACCUGACUUGCAGUCUCGGCCAUCCGCUACCCCCUGACCUGCGACUGAAGUGGUUCCCACCUGAGCAAUCGGUCCUGUCAUCUUCAUCUCUGGGAUCUGACGGUCACCCCACCCAUCUCACCAUCCCGGAAGUGGGGACAGGAGAUGGUGGAAAGUGGAGGUGUGCUCUGUGGCAGAACAACACAGAGCUGACGUCGGCUGAGAUCACUCUGAAGAUUGAAUCCAAACUGAGUGUGUGGAUGCUGGUGGUCAUAUGCAGUGUCGCAGUCAUCUUCCUUCUACUCAUCCUCGUGUUCAUCCUCUACCAACGCAGACAACGGAAGAUGAGGCACCUCGGGCGUCGACUCUGCCAAUGCAAAAACCCCAAGUCCAAAGGAUUCUACAGAACAUAAUAUGUACCACAAAGACGUUUUCAAGAGGACAUCACAACCAAUUGAAUUUCUGACCAGACAAGAUGUAUAUUUCUAUCAUAUCUGAAACUCCGCUGUGUUAGAUGAGGGUCCAAACAUUUUAACAUCUUAGGGACUUUGCUCUGUGUUCAAUUUAACUAUCAUUUUAACAUUAUUGUUUCUGAUGAUUGCUGUUAAUAAUUGUUUAUGUUAUACCCUUUUUUAUUCACACUGUUUCUAUAAAUUUUUUGUGAUGUGUAAUGUAUUUGGUAUUAUGCUCUAAAAUUAUGCACUGAUAGGCUGGUUACUUGCUUUUAUAAAUAUUCACAAAUAUAUUAUUUUUAAUUCAAAUGUUGAUACUAAAUUAACAAAUGAGGACACUUCAUUAGUUGAAUCAAAACUGGACAUUUUUGUCGUAUAUUUUUUGAUUUUUGAAGAUGAAUGUAAAGACAUUGGUCACUGAAAUUUUCCAAUAAAGUAUCAAUAUCUUUCA